Messenger RNA from Diversispora eburnea, 502 nucleotides. The record is from the annotation of a GenBank genome assembly. Lineage: Eukaryota; Fungi; Glomeromycota; Glomeromycetes; Diversisporales; Diversisporaceae.
UUUAAUUGGAAAUAUAAAUGAAACACCCUUAACUUUUGAUAUGCCUAACAAUAUGACAGUAGAAAAAACAGGUUCAAGGACAGUUAGCAUAUGUACUACAGGGCAUAAAAAAUCAAAUUUUACUGUGGUACUUUCUUGUAUAGCAGAUGGUAUUAUGAUUCAUACAAAUUGGAAAGAAUAUAUGAAUUUGGAUGAAAUGAUUUGUUAUUUAACAGAUUCUGUAAAAAAUAGAUUUGAUGAAAAAAAUACAAAUUUGGCUGUUAUUCCUGGUUGUCUAACAAGUAAAUUACAACCACUUGAUGUAAACAUCAAUAAAUUAUUUAAAAACAAGUAUUGUCAAUGUUAUAAUGAUUGGAUGGCUGAAGAAAUAAAAAAAUCAACUCCAACUGGAUAUAUACAAUGUCCUGCAUACAAUUUAGUUGCACAAUGGGUAAAAAUUUCAUGGGACAAAAUUGAUCCAAUGCUUAUACAACAUCGCACCUCAGGUGAUUAUAAUCUAUGA